AUGAACAACCAGGGAGCAUUCGACCCUUACAACAUAAAUAUGAAUCACCUCGCGCUCUUCCACAAUCUCUUCGGCACAAAAUUUCGUUCUUUCGAGGAAUCAGGGCGACCUGACAUUAUGACGACCAAAAUUUACGCCAAACAUGCCCUUAGCAUACCAUAUCUAAUGCAUCAGAUGCUCGCGACGUCAGCCUUGCAACUCAGCACGACGACUACCAGGUGUCGUACCUUUUACCGUGGACAUGCCACGGGUCUACAAAACCGUGCUAUAUCACUCUUCAACGAAGCUAACCCCGUCCUGGAAGUGACCCCGGCCAAUUGCGUUCACAUGUUCCUCUUCUCGUCCGGGGUCGGCGUUCAUCAACUGUGUGAGACGUUGCGUUAUCAAAGAGACGGCCUGGAAAGCUUCAUUGAUAGAUUCACACAUUGUCUAAGUGUUUACCGUGGCAUGCUCGCCGUCAUCGACCAAUGCUGGCAUCUGCUGCUCGAGUCGGAACUGGGACCCCGUCUUAAAUUGACCCAAGUCCUUAUGGACUCAGCGGACGCGAGGGGAUCAGAAUGCGAUGCACUCUGGGAUGUGAUAACUGCGUCAUCAUCAGAUACUAGAACCCCUCUGCACUCUCGGGAGGCGUAUCGGAAGUCCAUAUUCCAUCUUCAGCGCGUGUUCAAUGCGCAGCGUGCAGCCUCGGGGACCAGAAUCGGAGUACCUGCGGUGCUUGCAUGGCCGGUCCUCGCUUCAUCCGAAUACGUAGAUCUGCUGCGGCAGAAGCGAGCGGAAGCCCUUGUCAUCCUCGCACACUAUGCUGUCCUUCUGCAUCGGGGCCGGGACCUGUGGCUGUUCGGCGACAGCGGACGUUUUCUAAUCGAGACGAUUUGUAGGAGCCUGGACUCCCGCUGGCAGGAGUGGUUGAAGUUUCCACAAGCGGUGCUUCGAGAUGACGAAGACUCGGACUCCUCCUUGAAAGGCUAG
Cladophialophora psammophila CBS 110553 is the source of this 969-nucleotide messenger RNA. RefSeq lists its product as uncharacterized. The record is from RefSeq and is a predicted model, not a curated record. The transcript has a single exon. Gene Ontology annotation, biological process: regulation of transcription by RNA polymerase II. The coding region runs from base 1 to 969 and encodes 322 amino acids. NCBI's taxonomy places the organism in Eukaryota, Fungi, Ascomycota, Eurotiomycetes, Chaetothyriales, Herpotrichiellaceae. Gene Ontology annotation, molecular function: DNA-binding transcription activator activity, RNA polymerase II-specific.